AUGAAUUAUUCCUUUCUGUCCCUACCUAGCAAUGUUCAGGACUCGUCCCAGCCUGCAGCUUCUACAGUGGCCUCAGCAAGGAACGUGCCCCAGGGCCCAGAAAGUCCUGUUGCUUCUAGACCUGGAGUGGCCAGCCUAACCACUGCAGCAGCUUUCAAACCUUCAGGGUCCACGAAUGUCAUCAAGUCACCAAAUUGGCAGCGUCAGAACCCAGCAGUUCCAUCAACUGGAAGAAUCUCAAACAACAUUACUCCAUCUGGAGCAACUGCACCAACCAGCCCAGCCCAGCCUCAGCUAAAUGAACAAGACACUUAUGUGCAGAGAGCUGAGCAUAUUCCAGCAGGGAAACGCACUCCAAUGUGUGCUCAGUGUAACCAGGUCAUCAGAGGACCUUUCCUAGUGGCAUUGGGAAAAUCCUGGCAUCCAGAAGAGUUUAACUGUGCCCACUGCAAAAACACCAUGGCUUACAUUGGAUUUGUGGAGGAGAAGGGAGCCCUGUACUGUGAGCUGUGCUAUGAGAAAUUCUUUGCUCCUGAAUGUGUUCGCUGCCAAAGGAAGAUCCUGGGAGAAGUCAUCAAUGCUUUGAAACAGACUUGGCAUGUUUCCUGUUUUGUGUGCGUGGCCUGCAAUAAACCCAUUCGAAACAAUGUUUUCCACUUGGAGGAUGGUGAUCCCUACUGUGAAACGGAUUACUAUGCUCUGUUUGGUACCAUAUGCCAUGGAUGUGAAUUUCCCAUAGAAGCUGGUGACCUCUUUCUGGAAGCCCUGGGUCAUACCUGGCAUGAUACAUGCUUUGUGUGUUCAGUAUGUUCUGACAGUUUGGAAGGUCAGACCUUUUUUUCCAAGAAGGAUAAACCACUGUGCAAGAAACAUGCUCAUUCUCUGAAUUUCUAAAAGGAAACAACAUAAUGAGGAAGAAGAAAAAAAAGUGAAAAGAAGAUGGAUUUUACUAGUAGCUAAUUUUCAUAGGCUAAUAUUCAUGUAACUUUGAAGAAAUAUGCAGAAAGGAUAAAUUUUUAUUCAUUUAUAUGGAAAUAUUUGGACACGUAAAGUGGAGAGAGGGAGAUGCCAUAGAAAGUCAAGGUUUUUCAAGGCUUUCUGCCCAUGAAAUAACUAUCAGGCCUGUAUUUCCUAGCUGAAUAUUGUUCAUUUUGAAAGAACUGGAUGAAGAAAUAUUUUUUUGAUGAAUGGUAUUCUUUAUGCUGAGACCUCAACAUAUGCUCCCCCCAGUCAGUGCAAGAUCACAAUCAAUUUAUAGAUGGAUGUUGAGUAAAUCUAGGGGAAAAAUCUAUAAAAAUGCCUCAGAUGUUCCCAUAUGUAUGAGAAAUUUAAAAGCAGACAAAAUGAGACUCCCCUCUUAAGUUAACAGAAAAUUUCAUUAAAUGAUAGGUGCCAAUCUUUUUUUUUUAACUUUUUGUGUAGCUGUGCUAAAAACUGAUCACUUAUGGAAAGAAAUGCCAAAGGAAUUUUUGAUGCAAAAUGUGCAAAUCUUUUAAGUGAUGUAUUAAUGAGGAAAGCCUUUUCCCCCCUGCAAGCAUCUAUUGGAACUCAUACAUAAACCAUACAGGUUAACCUUUUAGUAACAUAAGACCAUCUGGUAUUCAUUAUAUGCAUCUUUCUACUGGUACUGUGUUCUACGCUUAGCCCUCCCUUACCCCCAAGAGUAGAAUAUGAGAAGAAAAAACAAGUAAAUGCUCAGAAAGUUGAGCUUUUUCCCUUUAAGGGGGGGGAAGGGAGGGUGCAGGGAGGGAGGGAGAGAGAGAAAGAAAGGGAGUAUCUUCAGGUGCUUUUGUAAACCUUCAGGACUGCAUAAAUGACAGUUGCUAGCUUAUUAAAUUUUGGAAGGUUAUAUACAGCAUUGGUACAAAUCAGCAGAAGAAACAAGUUCUUGGUCACAUCAACACUUUUUCAAAAAUGUACUCUCUUUUGGUAGCCACAUUCAAUUUUCUUUAAAACUGUGUAGCUACGCCAAAAACAUUCUUUUUGGAAAGAAAUUCCGAGGAAAGAUUGGAAGUCAGUGGAUUUUAUCUAAAAGAAAAUCUCUAUCACUUUCUAGGUUGAUAAAUGGGAGCAACUUGGGAGAAUUAAACAGGCUGGUUGGAGAAUAAAGAGCUUUAUUUGGUGACAAGGUUUUUCUGUAAUUACAGAUUUGGAAAUUAAUUAGAAGAUAGAAAAACCACUUUUGAGAUGUGAUAAAAUAUGUCCUAUGUUCUUUGAUUGUUGAUGGUUAAAAGCAAUAAGUGAAUUUCUUUUCAAAUCAAAUGCAAAAACAUUUCAUUUGAGAGUAUUGUGAUAUUAAGAAUGGAAAAGUGAUGACUUAUUGGCACGUUAUUUGCUUUCCAUAUUUUGAGAUUAAAAUUAUAUGUAGUUCUAGGGAGAGAGAAAUCGUGAUAAUAUUAGUUUGGUGUCCCAAAAGUCUUAGUGCAGUUUAAACCUCAAAGCUUUAAACUGCCUUAAGAUUUUCAGUACACUCUCUACAUUAGUUCAAUAAGAAAGAUGCAGGGCAUUUCAUAGUUUUUUAGUUUGGGGAUUUUUUUUUCCUCCUGUGUUUCUAGCAAACAGAGGGAAGGUCAGUAUAUGCUCCCUCGGGGUUCUAAGUUUUCAUUUUGGACUUGUGGGGCAAGAUGUUUCUAAAAGGGAAUGGGAGAGUCAAGUCCCUCCCUGCCCCAUCACUCGCUCCCCUGCUUUGCUUCCAUUGUGAGCUGGUUCCGGAGUAAGGUUGAAACUGCCCUUUGUUUAAACUCCUGAACUUGAAAGGCAGCUACGCUGACAGGCUGUUAAUUUAUGGUCUUAACCAAUUUAUGUUAUAUGUGAAUUAUAAUUAAUUUAAACAAAUCAGAAGGAGGAGACGUAGGGGUAAAUGUGCUGCGCCAAGAAGCAAUGGAACGCCUCGUGGGCUUAGUGUCUAGAAGGGGCUAGAGCGUCCUGGGGACCCAGCCGGGUUCUCCAGCGCUUUUGGCUGUGAGCACCUGCACAGGGCCUCUGGGACAGCCUGCCUCCCACAAAGUCUGCAGCUUUGGAGCAGUUCAAAAUGUGUUUCUGACCUGCUUUGGUGUGCUUUGGGUUCAUUUUCUGCGCCCUCUUUUUGUUUUGUUUGUUUUAGGACUACAUGCCAAGAUCUUAUUCAAUAGUCUAUGACAUUUGUGUACUUUGCAAAAAUUCUUGCCUGGAAUUUGGAUGAAGUUAUCAUGCUUUAAGGACUUUUUUUUUCUUAAAGAAGUAUCCUUCUCCUCCCCUCCCCCUCAUCCUCCACCCCAUCCCCACCCCCGCUUAUAUUUCUUGGAGAUCACGCUGUUGCACUUCCCCUAACGUCCCUUCUCUCUGCCAGGGGAGAAGCUGCUGCCGAAUUUAUAAUUCUCUGUUUGUGCUUUGUCUCUCUAGUAACUGAAUAGUUAGAAAUGUCAGAUUAUUGGCAAAUCGCUAAUCCCAUGGAAAUAAGUUCUGUCUACUGCUCAUAAACCAGAAGGAUUUGUGUAUUUUCUCCCAAGAAAGGGUAGAUUGUAAUACACAAGGCUUAAUCUUUUAAUACCUGGCAGAGCACUUUAUUGUUCAGGUUAUCUCCCUGAGUAUUUAUUGUUUUGGUUAUAGAUAGCUCCUAGAUCAGUAGCCUUUUCUGUUUCUGCUACUUCUGUGUAGUUCAUUUACUUUCAGGCACUCUUGAUAUAUAUUUUUGGAUGCCAAAUUUGUAGCACGAUUUAAAAAAUGUAUAGUAUGGCCCUAGAGAUAGUGACUUCUGACCAGGAAUUUUUCCAGGUUCCAUGUUUAGGUUACUGACGAUAGGCUCAGUGUCUUCAGCAUUUUAGUAGGCCUCUAAGGGCCAAAUCGGGUCCUCUAAAGUAUAGUGCUUGUUACUACCAGAAGCCUAAUUUGGAAGAUUUGUCCCUCCACUUGUGCAUCUAAAUGCUCUAAGUUUCAGGUUCCACAAGCCAGGAUCUCCCUCUUCUCUCCACUGCCCAUAACCCCUGAUGGUUCAGACUUCACAGGAGAGCCUAGGAUUAAACUAAACUUUAACUCUCUGAUAAAUGUUAGGGUAGGAGCUCAAAUUAAGACAACAGACUUUGAAUUAAAAAAAAUUCAUGCAGCAUUAUCUAUAAAAUUAUUUAUAAUGAGAAUAUAUUAAUAUACAGAUUUUCAACCGGUGAGGUACUCCAGCUAUAUUCACUACACACACUGCCUCCAAGGAAGGUUCGCUGUCUUUGCUCUUUUGUGAACUUAGAUGUAACUAGAACAAGCUGCCAUAUUAGUGUGAAGUAAAUGUCUCCGUACAUUUAUUUUGGAAUACAAUUUCCUCAGUUACUUUAGGAAGAUAGCUUUGCAGGCAUAUAAAAAUAAGGACAAAUACACAAAUUGGUAGAAGAAAAUUACUGCACCAUCAAUUUUAUUUCUGCUUGAUUUGUUUAAAAGGUUUGGUAUUUCCAAUAUGUCAUUUUGCUUCUCUAUUAACCUCUGACUUUUGCUUUUUUCUUUUUGUUUCUAAAGACAUUAUAUUCUAAUUAGUUUUGCUUUUGGACGAGUAUCCUGAUGAAAAGGCAUAUAAACAGCAUGCUGAGCAGAACAAUACCUUUAUGUACAUAAUAAAUAAUAAAUAGCUUCAUAAUAAAUGGGUGUGGUGUUUCAGAA
This is a messenger RNA of Trichosurus vulpecula (common brushtail), 4620 nucleotides long. Its product is annotated as PDZ and LIM domain protein 5-like. Gene Ontology annotation, cellular component: filamentous actin; Z disc; adherens junction. NCBI's taxonomy places the organism in Eukaryota, Metazoa, Chordata, Mammalia, Diprotodontia, Phalangeridae. Gene Ontology annotation, molecular function: actin binding; muscle alpha-actinin binding. The record is from RefSeq and is a predicted model, not a curated record. Bases 1 to 894 code for a protein of 297 amino acids. The transcript is spliced from 6 exons. Gene Ontology annotation, biological process: actin cytoskeleton organization; heart development; muscle structure development.